This is a messenger RNA of Pocillopora damicornis (cauliflower coral), 6003 nucleotides long. RefSeq names its product integrin alpha-6. Lineage: Eukaryota; Metazoa; Cnidaria; Anthozoa; Scleractinia; Pocilloporidae. Gene Ontology annotation, cellular component: external side of plasma membrane; integrin complex. The record is from RefSeq and is a predicted model, not a curated record. Gene Ontology annotation, biological process: cell-cell adhesion; cell-matrix adhesion; cell adhesion mediated by integrin. Gene Ontology annotation, molecular function: integrin binding.
CAUUUAUACAUGACGAACACGAAAAGCGAAAAAGUCAAUUAUUUGAAAGUACAUCUUGUUCUGAAGAAAGUUUGUGACUCAUAUGUUUAAAGUACGAGUCAUAUCAGCCAUUCUUUUAACCUUUGAUUUUUGCUGAUCAUAAUCAAGCGGAAAAGAGUCUGGAAGUUAAAAUGCCCUGUUCAGUGGGGGGAGUUUGCGAGACUUUAAGCCAUCAGCAGGAGCUAUGGAACCAUCAGAAAGCCUCCCGACUUACAUUACCAUAACACAACAUCACACCGCAAACUACUGGCUAAAGAUAGAAAACAGGAACAUGGCAUUUCUGUUCAUUAUAUUCAAGAGGAUUUUGUUUUCCUGUUGUUCUGUAAUCCUAAGAUAAACACUUGCGCACAUUCCGAGGACAACUCGAACAUGAGGCCCGGAAUAAAAGCGAUUUUAAAUUCCCUUUGAGAAUAAUCGGGCAACAUUACUGUUUUAGACAAUUAUAUAUUAAUUUCUGGUUACUACGGAGUGAAAUUAACCAAGACAGAAUUAAUGUAAAAGUCUGUUGUAAAAAGUCAGUGAUGCAAUUGGUUGAUUGACUGUUGAAUAUCAACAAGCCUCUUGAACAAGUUUACACUUAGCGCGCGAAAUGAUUUGCAAACACAACCGCGCUUUGGAUUAUUUUUGACUCAACAUAAUACCGCGGCCUAACGAAGUGCUUUUAUCGAGAGAAAGCAGCAUUUUUGGCGAGAACGAUCUAGAUGAAGAAAGAGUCUAGAUCACGGACUUUUUUUGCGCGAUUUCCGGUUCAAAAGGCGUAGGAUAUUUGGGUGCGACCGCGUCACGUUGGGAAUUUCGAUUAUUCGUGUCCGCCAGGCAUGCGUAACGUGAUGAAGUAACGCAGCCGCUUGCACGGCAACGAAUCGAGAUGAUCACUUGUUCCUUUGCUGAAUAAGACUCACUAGCAAAGUCUCAGCCGGAAAUCUGUUUUUUCAUUUUCGCGUUCAAGAUGCUACUUCUACUCGCUGCUCUAUCCUGCAUUAUUCAACAUUCCUUUGGCUAUAACCUAGAGACUGAAUUACCAGUAAUUAGACGAGGUGAUACGGGGAGCUAUUUUGGAUUUUCUGUUGCCAGCCACUCGUAUGAGGAUCUUUUCACGACGAAGAGGAAUCAUUCUUGGAUUCUGGUCGGUGCCCCUAAAGGCAACAGUUCGGUUUUGCCGCAAAUUGAAAGUCCCGGAGUUGUAUACAAAUGCGAUUUUGCUACAUAUCCGCAGUGCUCAGAGCUGGAACUUGUCAAUAGAGGAAAUCAAAAUGGAGAUAGGAAAGAAAAUGGUUGGUUUGGGGUUUCUGUCAUGAGUGAAGGACAUGAUGCUGAUGUUGUGGCAUGCUCUCAUCGACUACUUCAUAUAGAGGGCUCCUUCUAUACCUACCCUGGUCGUUGCAUAAGGGCACCAAUUGAUGAUGGAGAUGUGGGAAGGAGGAAAACAUUAGGUUAUUGUGAAUCAAGGAAUCAAAAUCAGGCAAAUCAAGGAGGUUCAACCACAAUAAAUUUCAAAGAUCACAAAUAUUGUCAAAUGGGAGUUUCCCUUGCCCACUUAAAGGCUGAUAAUGUGCAGCUGAGUGAAAAUGUGCCACUGGUAGGAGCUCCUGGAGUGUAUAACUAUCAAGGAGAAUUUAUUUAUCACAGUAGAGAACAGAAGGAAUUCUACAAAGAUAACAGUCCAUAUGGAUAUCAAGGUUAUGCACUUGCCCAGGGAAGCUUUUUUAAAAAAGGUGCAAAUGAUGUUGCCUCUGGUGCACCUAGAUUUGACCACCAUGGCAUGGUGGCAGUGUUCAGAAACUUAGGAUCAGGAAAUUUCCAAAAAGAUCCCUCUCUCCUCUUGCCUCCGGUUGAAGAUGGUGCAAAGGGCAGUAGGCAACCUGGAACUGGAUUUGGGAUUGCUCUGUGUGCUGAGGACCUCAACAAUGAUGGACUUUCAGAACUUUUAGUUGGUGCACCUUUCUAUUCUGAUGAUUUAUACCCUGAGCAAGGAAGGGUGUAUGUGUAUGAAAAUAAAGGAAAUGGAAAUUUGGUUCUUUCUCACAAACUGCCCACAGGUGGAAGGAAGGAUCGCUGGAGAGCAAAUUUUGGACGUGCACUUGCUUCUGUUGGUGAUAUUGAUCUUGACGGAUAUCAAGAUGUUGCUGUUGGGGCACCAUAUGAGGAUAGUGGCGAGGGUAUAGUUUACAUCUACAGAGGCUCAGAAAAAGGCCUUGUUGAAACACCAAUGCAGGUUAUCAAAGGUUCUUCUGUGUCAGCAGGUAUUCAGUCAUUUGGAUAUUCCGUUUCUGGAAUACUUGACUUGGAUACCAAUGGCUACCCAGAUGUUGUCAUCGGAGCUUAUCAAUCAGAUACUGCAGUUCUUCUCAGGGCAAAACCUGUCAUUUCGAUGUCGUCAACAAUCACAAUAAGCCCAGACACAUUUGACAUCAAGGGCCGUAAGACCUGCAAUGAAACUGAACGGGAAGGAAAUAAAAAAUUUGCCACAUCGUGCUUUGACAUUAAAGUUUGUACAAAAUAUACUGAGAGAUCAGGAAAAGUGAAAGAAAAAAUUGGUGUACUUCUAACUAUGAAGUCUGACACAGAUCCUGAGUGGGAAGCAGACUCAAGAGUUUUGUUCCAAAAGAAUCAGAAAAACGAAAUUAAUCGAACGGAGCCAAUAGGUGGCAAUGAUACUUGCUUUGUCUGGUUUGCUUAUAUAAGGGAAGGGGUGACAGAUGCAGAUGUUUAUCCUGACAUCCAGUUUACACUGACUUAUCAGAUUGUGAAGGAACCAACACCAAAUGUCAGUGACCCUACAGAUGUACCCUCACUUGUCCCAUUUGCAGUUUUUGAUCCUUUGAAGCCACAGCAAGCCAACGCAGUUCUUUCAUUCAAGAGAGAUUGCAAGAAGUGUGUUCCUGAUUUGAAACUUGAUGACAAAGAGAGUAAACGAACACUUGCUGUUGGUGCUAAAAACUACAAGUUGGCAGUUACAGUAAAGAAUGAAGGAGAUGAUGCUUACAAUGCAAAGUUGUUUGUAACAAUCCCUAAAGGAAUAAAAAUAGGAAAAAUCUUCAGUGUUGAUAAAGAAAUAUUUAAAGGAAAAGCUGUUGAAAUAACAACACUGGCCUCUAAUGACACCUUUGUGACUGUUAAGCUGAAUACUCCCUUCAAGAAGAAAGAGCAACCAAUUCAAAUUGAUUUAGACACCUCAAGAUACAGUGACACUCCAGAUUUCCUGCCAAUACAUCUUAGCACAAACAGUACGAAUGAAGAGGACAGCAACACAUUAGCUGACAACUAUCGCUUUUUGAAUAUAUCUAUCAAGUCACAGGCAGACUUGGAAAUUAAUGGUACAACAGUUGAAGAACAAGUUGCUUAUGGGGGCAAGGUUGUUGGUGAAAGUGCCAUGGUUAAUGCAGAAGACAUUGGUAAUGAGGUCAUUCACAAGUAUUUUGUGAAAAAUCGUGGUCCAGAUCCAGUUCCCCACACCGAAGUAAUAAUAGAGUGGCCUUUUGAAGCACCAAGUGGGAAACAUUUACUUUACCUCAUGAAUGUUAAGGUUGAUGGAAAUAGGGCUUAUUGUGAGAAAAAACCUGGGCAACUGAAUAUGCUUGGUUUAAAGACAUCAGCCGGUGGCAGCUCAGGACAGCAACAGAAUGACACAUCAGUUGAUGCAAUGGUAGAAAGACGAAGAAGGCGUGCAGUGGAAAAGACAGAGUCAAGUUCCAAAGUCAAAAGAGAAACUGACCCUAAGAAGCCAGAGAAGCUUCAGUCUGACCUGGACUGCAAGUUAGGAUCUGCAAAGUGUACAAAUAUACAUUGCACUAUCAAAUUUUUGGAAGCUGGUGAUGAUGUGACAUUUACAGUUAUAUCUCGUCUUUGGAAUGGUACCAUGAUAGAGGUUGGUACUCAACUAAACCCAGAUGCCAAUGUUGCAGUUCCUUCAAAGGGUCUCCCCAAAUGGGUUAUACCAGUCUGUGUAGUUAGUGCUGUUCUUCUCUUGGUACUAAUAGUCUUUUGUCUGUACAAGCUUGGUUUUUUCAAGCGACAAAAGUUUGACAAGAAUAUUACUGACCCAGAAGAAGUUGACAGAAUGUUGGAUAAUGGCAAGGGAUACCAUGCUUAAAUUUGUUACAACAGACAGUAAUCCUCCUAAAGUAGACUAGAUUUGCAAACAAUAUGGACAGAGUUACAGAGGUGCAUGGGUACAACUUGUUUUGCAUUAUUACAGAAUGAGUUGGUUAGACCUCCAGACCAGUGGUGUUCAGCAACAGAAAGCUGUAUCACUAAUUUGGCUGAUGGUAGGGAACAAAUUCUAAGAGGGCCUGAACAUGUGAUCCUCUUUGUGUGCAUCAAGGGCUUGCCAAAAUCAAGCUUUCACUCAGACUGUUUUCUAGACUUAGAUGAUCAUCUAAUUUAUUGUUAUCUUGUUUGAUAACGGUUGUCUAUAAAUCCCUAUUUAAAGUUGGCAGGAGACAAAUUCCUGUCAUUUCAGUUACUAACAAGAACCAACUUUGCUGUAAGCUUAAAAGCACACAUCAGUUUGGACACUGCGUGGGAGAAAGAUUUAGCUUUUAAGACCUUUGAUGCGUAAAGGUGGUUUAAGCACAUGCAAGUAUUAUGAUAUCAUAGUGCAAGGUGUUCAUUAAGAAAUGCAGUAUUAGAAAAAGUAUUCUCCACAUCUUGGUAGAAGGGCAUAGAAUCUUUGCCAGAAAAUUCCCUGAUCCCUGAUGGGUAGUAAAUACUAUGUAGUGAAAGCUACAAGAAGAGGCAGAAAUUCCAAGAAGCACAUAGGGCUGACUGAAUAUCAGUUGUGGUCAUAAUGGUAUUAUGACUCUUGGAUCAGCCUCAAACACCUGUGAGAUUCAUUCUUGCAGUAGAUACAAUCAGACGUUGGUUGAGAAGUAGUUAAUAAGAUGUAAAUUUUAACCUUAAAUCACAAGUACUUUUUUUUAUACAAAAUUACACUUUUAUUGGUAUAAUUCUUUGGACAUUUGGCUUGUCUUAAACCUUUAACCCAUCCCAACCCAACCUCAGCUUGACUACUAGCUGAGAAGUUGGGUGAUAAAAGUAAAGACAGUCUAAAGGAAACCAAUUUUUGUAUUUUUGUCUUGGCCAUUUUCUUUUCCUGAAUCAUUUGAUUUCUUUGGAUCCUUGAGUAUAAUUAUCUGUUGGGCUAACCUCUCAGACUUUUUUUUUAGUCUCUUAGUUUUAGAACCUUUCUGUGUGAUUUUCCUUUGGAUGCCAUGUUUGCCCUCAGUGGUACAAGUAGUGUUAUGAAGAUAUGUGCUGCAGUGAUAACUAAUCUGGGGCAAAAUUAUAAAUUGUGAAAAUGGGGGAAAGGCAAUUCUUUUUUGAACAGCAUUAUAAAUAGAUCAGUAGGUGAACAUAAUCAUUUUAAAUAAAGCAGAUGAAUAUAUAUUCAUUACUGCUUAUAAAGAGAGAAGAUUGUGACCAAUUUGAUUGGUUGCUAUACUUUAUUGCGGUAAUGUUAAUUUUUACUUGAUGCUACUGUAUUUUAUUUUUGACAUUUUUCUAAAGUUGUUUUUCAUGGCAUUUAUUAAGGGUAGCUAGUUAAUGGGUACAUUUCUUUUGGCAUGGCAUAUAUUUUUGUAUGCUUAUCAUUACAAGGUGUCUAAAGGAGGAUGUUUAUACAAAGAGCUCAUUUUCAUUUUUUAUGCCUUUUGUUUGUCAGAAUAGACAGUAUGAAUGCUAAUUAAUUAUUUGCCUUAUUUUUACUUUAAUUAAAUAGCAUUUUCCUCCAAAGAAGAUGUAUUUUUCACAAGAUAACCAAACCACAUAUUGUUUGUAACUGUUAACAGUGUAUAUACCAGUAUCUUCUGUAUGUCCUCUAAAUUUUUUAUAACAUUUGUUUUAGAGAUUUUUUUCAGUUUGAAUGAUGAAUCAAAGGAAGGGAAGUACAUGAAGGGUUAUAAUCAAUACCUAACUUUUUUCCAAAGUUAACAUUAAAGAAGCCACACUGUUUCAACCCUGUAA